CACACACACACCCUCUCUCACUCACACACUCUCUCUCUCUCUCUCUCUCUCUCUCACACACACACCCUCUCUCUCUCUCUCUCUCACACACACACACACACACCCUCUCUCACACACACACACACACACACACACACCCUCUCUCUCUCUCUCUCUCUCUCACACACACACACACACACACACACACCCUCUCUCACUCACACACUCUCUCUCUCUCUCUCUCACACACACACCACACACACACACACACACACACACCCUCUCUCACUCACACACUCUCUCUCUCUCUCUCUCUCUCUCUCUCACACACACACACACAGUAACCGUAAGAGCAGAGCAGCGCGGGGACUGUGAGCGGGUUGUGACAUGAAGCUGAGAGCCGGAGCGCGGGGUGAGCGGCUCAACCGGAGCGCGCGCUGACAAACAGACCGAGGCAGCUCAGAGAUGCAGAGCCAUCAGCGUUCAGCUCACUCCUGUUAUUUGUGUUAUUCGACUGUUUGCUUAACUGGGUGUCCUGGAUCUCUCAGUCACACCCUGUGUGUGUUCAGACCAAGCUGCCACCAUCAGCUCUGUACACAGGGUUAAAUGCUGGACCUGGCUGAGCAAAGCAGCACAGCAAAACCACCAGGAAGCCAAGCAGGAUGUCUUGGGUCAGCGGCUUUUUAGUCACCCGUGCGGAUGAGCACAAGACGGCGUGGGGCGAGAGGAAUGGCCGUAAGCGGUGGCGUAAGAGGGACUGGCGCCGACGCUACAUGAGCUGCCUGGCUGACCCCGAAGCCGCCGAAGCUCCGCCUCACGCAGGAGCCGGCGCUGGUACGAGCACCUUCAGCACACGCUGUGUCUGGCAAGAGGACCACUACGGGAAGAAAGGAGAUCUGACCAUCGAGGAUGGCGAAUCCAAGAGGAUGAAGGAGGAAGACGAGGACGAGAAGGAAGAGGACAGGGAAGUAGGCACGGCCGUUUUAGGGUGCCUGUCGCAGCUCGCACACGUUUUCCAGUCCAAGCAGUUCGAAUCGGCCAAACUGGAGCGCCUCUACCAGCGCUAUUUCUUCCGGUUGAACCAGAGCUCUUUGACCAUGCUCAUGGGUGUGCUCGUGCUCGUGUGUGGACUCAUGCUGACAUUUCACUGUGUGCUCAGGACUCAGGACGUAAAUGUCGCCUACGUGUCGGUACUUUCUGUAGCAAUGGCACUCUUCCUGUCCAUGAUGGUGGUGUGUAACCGCACCGGCUUCCACCAGGACUACAUGUGGAUAGUGAGCUACCUGGUCGUGAUGGUCCUGGGGGUGGUGCAGGCGUUCGGCGUCUUCAUGGUGGAACCACGCAGUGCCUCCGAGGGCGUCUGGACUUCCGUGUUCUUCGUCUAUAUCAUCUACACACUGCUGCCCGUGCGCAUGACAGCGGCCGUGCUGAGCGGAGUGGCGCUCUCGUCCAUCCACCUGAUCACAGCCUGGAGACUCAACCUGGAGGACAGCUUCCUCUGGAAACAGUUAUGUGCAAAUGCACUGAUUUUCCUUUGCACCAACAUCAUUGGGAUCUGCACACACUACCCAGCUGAGGUGUCCCAGAGACAAGCGUUUAAAGAGACAAGAGGCUACAUUCAAGCCCGGCUCCACCUGCAGAGAGAGAACCAGCAGCAGGAGCGCCUUCUGCUUUCGGUACUGCCCCGGCAUGUUGCCAUGGAGAUGAAGGAAAAUAUAAACGCCAAGAAGGAAGAUAUGAUGUUCCACAAGAUCUACAUACAGAAACACGACAACGUCAGCAUCCUUUUCGCAGACAUCGAAGGCUUCACCAGUUUGGCGUCGCAGUGCACAGCGCAGGAGCUGGUGAUGACACUUAAUGAACUGUUUGCUCGUUUUGACAAAUUAGCCUGGGAGAACCACUGUCUCAGGAUAAAGAUCCUGGGCGAUUGUUACUACUGUGUGUCUGGCUUGCCCGAGCCGAGAGCAGAUCACGCUCACUGCUGUGUCGAGAUGGGAGUGGACAUGAUCGAGGCCAUAUCAUUGGUGAGAGAAAUCACAGGGGUCAAUGUGAACAUGCGGGUGGGGAUCCACAGCGGGCGUGUGCACUGCGGGGUUCUGGGACUACGCAAGUGGCAGUUUGAUGUCUGGUCCAAUGACGUCACACUGGCCAACCAGAUGGAGGCUGGAGGCAAAGCAGGACGUAUCCACAUCACUAAAGCUACACUGCAGUAUUUGAAUGGAGACUAUGAGGUGGAGCCGGGCUUUGGCGGAGAGAGGAACGCCUACCUCAAAGACAACAAUAUUGAGACCUUCCUGGUGCUGGGCUGCAGCCAGAAAAGGAAAGACGAGAAGGCUGUGAUGGCUAAGCUGCAGCGUGCCAGAGCCAACUCAUCUGAUGUGUUAAUGCCCCGCUGGGUGUCUGACAGAUCCUUCUCCAGGACCAAAGACUCCAAAGUUUUCAGGCAGAUGGGCAUUGACGAAGCCUCAAGCAAAGACAACCGAAGUGCUCAGGAGGCCCUGAACCCAGAGGAUGAGGCCGACGAGUUUUUGGGACGUGCCAUCGACGCUCGCAGCAUCGAUCAGCUACGCAAGGACCACGUCAAAAAGUUCCUGCUCAGGUUCCAGACACCGAUUCUGGAGAAGAAGUACUCUAAGAAGGUGGACGAUCGAUUCGGGGGUUAUGUGGCUUGUACCCUGGUGGUGUUUUGCUUCAUCUGCUUUAUUCAGAUCACCAUUUUUCCACACACAACACUAAUGCUUGGCAUCUUCAUCAGUAUCUUUAUAAUCCUUGCCAACAUCCUCUUCGUAUGUGCCAUCUACUCCUGUAUUAAGCUCUUCCCUGUGGUCUUGCAAACAGUGUCAAAGAAGAUAGUCGAGUCUCGCACGAACAGCACGUUAGUAGGAAUCUUCACCAUCCUGCUUCUGUACCUCUCAGCGUUUGCCAACAUGUUUACAUGUGAGACGGAGGAUCUGAUUCAGUGUGUAGCACAGGACCGGAACAUCAAUGAGAGCGCCGUGACACUGUGUAUCCUGCACAACCUGACCCACACAGCAGACGACACACUCACACUCUGUCCCAACCACAAAAUACCGUGUCCUUUCCCUGAGUAUUUCACCUACAGUGUGCUGCUGACUCUGCUGGCCUGCUCUGUCUUCCUGCACAUCAGCAGUAUAGGCAAGCUGGCAUUAAUGCUGCUCAUUCAGCUCAGCUUCCUGCUGCUGGUCGAGUGGCCUCUCGUGGUGCUGUUCGAUAACGCCGACCUGCUGGUGUCUGCCAACGCACUGUCUGGUUUCAAUAAAACAGAGCCUUGCCCUGAGACUGAGAGUGAGAAGGUGCCGCUGAAGAUGAUGACUCCAGUAAUCCUCACCGUAUUUGUGCUGGCGCUGUAUCUGCACGCACAGCAGGUCGAAUCCACCGCACGCCUCGACUUCCUGUGGAAACUGCAGGCUACAGAAGAGAAAGAAGAGAUGGAGGAGCUGCAAGCUUAUAACCGUCGUCUCCUUCAUAACAUCCUGCCGAAAGACGUGGCUGCCCACUUCCUGGCCCGAGAGCGCCGCAACGAUGAGCUUUACUACCAGUCAUGUGAGUGUGUGGCGGUGAUGUUUGCCUCUAUCAGUAACUUCUCCGAGUUCUACACAGAGCUCGAGGCCAAUAACGAGGGCGUGGAGUGUUUGAGACUGCUCAACGAGAUCAUCGCUGACUUUGACGAGAUCAUCAGUGAAGAUCAAUUCAAGCAGCUAGAGAAGAUUAAAACGAUAGGAAGCACGUACAUGGCAGCGUCGGGAUUGAACGACUCCACGUUCGACAGAGAGGGCCGAUCGCACAUCUUGGCACUCGCUGACUACGCCAUGAGGCUCCGAGAGCAGAUGAAGUACAUCAACGAGCACUCUUUCAACAACUUCCAAAUGAAGAUCGGACUAAACAUCGGGCCUGUGGUAGCUGGAGUGAUCGGAGCCAGAAAGCCACAGUACGACAUCUGGGGGAAUACAGUCAAUGUGGCGAGUCGUAUGGACAGUACAGGAGUACCGGAUCGCAUCCAGGUGACCACCGAUCUGUACCACGUGUUAGCCAGUAAAGGCUACCAGCUGGAGUGCCGAGGCCUCGUCAAAGUCAAGGGGAAAGGAGACAUGACCACUUACUUUCUCAACAGUGGCCCGUCUGGCAGUUAACACUGACCACACGCCUCCGGUUGCACUGAAGUGAACAGAGGUGAAACUCUGAAUGAAUGGAACGUCAAGCGCACUUUUUUCUUUUUCUUUUUUUGCCAGUUUGGAGUAUAACCACUGAAGGGCUCGCAGCUGAGUCACGUAACGGAGGUGUUGAACACAUGCACACACUGAGAAGAUGUUCUCAUUCUUAGCUGCUCUCACAGACUGCCUGACCGAGUGAGCUGUCUAAGAGCUGUGGCCUUAGAUGGAAACGAGAAGGAUCGCAUUUCAAAAUGUUUUUGACUUUUUCGAUUUUUAAAGAAACACUUUAAUGACAAAAAAAAACAACGACUAAUAAUAAUGCACAAACACACAUAUAUAUGCAAGGAUGAAGUAAGAAUGCAGAUGACCAAAGAACAAAAAUGUUUGAUAUAGGAACACAACACGUUUCAUAUGUCUGAACAGUUGACAGAUUGACUGAUUUUUUUUUUUUUUUUUAAAUGAUUGUCAACACGACCACGCAUUUUGUUCUCUGAUGCAAUUAAGACUUUUUCUUGCCAUGUACAAUGAAGGCUUCAGACACCAGAGAGGGAUUUAAAAUAACUUUUAUUCGUGGAUUAUUGGUACGUUUUUAUAGUGUUUUGGGGACUCUGGGAACCAUGAAACGAAGAAACUGUAUGAAGGACAAACAUUGACAUCGGGCAUGGGAAACGUAUUUUAUUGUUUAUGUUGUCGUAAGUUAAAUAUGUGUGUGUGUGUGUGUGUGUGUGUGUGUGUGUGUGUGUGUGUGUGUGUGUGUGUGUGUGUGUGUGAGAUAUAGUGAGAGAGUGAGUGAAUGUGAAUCCAUUGUCAUCUUUAAAGGGCAUAACUUGUCACUGUGAGAUUUAUAUUAUAAUCUAUGUGCAAUUACUUUAUUGCCAAAUCGACUGCUCCCAGGCAUGUCUGACUUUCAUUAUCAAGAUUUCUUUCUCUGUUCAUUCCUCGUAAAUGACUUCAUUUCCUUAGUUUUUAUUCCAAUUCCUCGUUUCAUUUUCAAAGAAAUAGCUAGCAGAGAUGUUGCCACACUGCUGUUUUUAAUGCUUAACACAACACACUCACCAUAUUUUGACCCUUCCGAUAACAAGUUUUCAGUCUACAACAGGGGUGUCAAGCUCAUUUUUCGGUAAUUAGACUCAGUCCGAUGUCAAGUGACCAAAAAAAAAACAGUUCAGUGACCAAUAACUCCUCCGAAACGUGUUCGUUCCGGACUCCGAAUAUGUAUUUAUGUCUAAGAUACUGUACGUUCUGAACACACAAACAGAUUGAACAUACAGUAUAUCACAUACACUACCGUUCAAAAGUUUGGGGUCACUUUGAAAUGUCCUUAUUUUUGAAAGAAAAGCACUGUUCUUUUCAAUGAAGCUCACUUUAAACUAAUCAGAAAUCCACUCUAUACAUUGCUAAUGUGGUAAAUGACUAUUCUAGCUGCAAAUGUCUGGUUUUUGGUGCAAUAGGUGUAUAGAGGCCCAUUUCCAGCAACUCUCACUCCAGUGUUCUAAUGGUACAAUGUGUUUGCUCAUUGCCUCAGAAGGCUAAUGGAUGAUUAGAAAACCCUUGUACAAUCAUGUUAGCACAGCUGAAAACAGUUGAGCUCUUUAGAGAAGCUAUAAAACUGACCUUCCUUUGAGCAGAUUGAGUUUCUGGAGCAUCACAUUAAUUUGUGGGGUCGAUUAAAUGCUCAAAAUGGCCAGAAAAAUGUCUCGACUAUAUUUUCUAUUCAUUUUACAACUUAUGGUGGGAAAUAAAAGUGUGACUUUUCAUGGAAAACACUAAAUUGUCUGGGUGACGCCGAACUUUUGAAUGGUAGUGUACAAAACAAAAUUGUGGACUUACCAUACAGUGUGUCGCAUAAGUAUCCCCCCCCCCCCCCCCGUCCGCCAUUUUGUCACAUUACACCCUAAACAGACCUAACAGUGACUGUGUCAAAAUUAUUUGUUUAGCACAUUGUCAGAAGCUGAUUAUAUGGCCCUGAUUUUUUCAAUUUUUAACUUAAACCCCAAAUUCUAAAAAUCGUUGACACCCCUUGAUCUACAACAUGUGAUCAGGCAAAGCCACCAAGUGUGUAAACAUGUUUGUUAAACGUACACCCAUUCCAGCAGCUGUCUAAAGCUCGAAAGAGCGACACACAUUGAAAUGAUUAUAUAAUAUAACGCUGGGAAACACACUGAUCUCUGAAAAAGUGUUGCUAUCAGGACAAAAUGUUCCCACUUUAGCAUUAUCACCCAGCAGCAAUACACACAAUCUGACACGGACAUCAGGUAUCAGUCUGACACUGUACUCAUACUCGUAAAUGUUAUGUCAAACAAAUUCGACAAGAAGGGGGGAAAAAAGGAAGUCCUUUGACAAUUUAAUGGCAACAAUAAACUAUCUGAACUCA
Neoarius graeffei (lesser salmon catfish) is the source of this 6525-nucleotide messenger RNA. It is a transcript of the gene adcy6b, whose product is annotated as adenylate cyclase 6b. Gene Ontology annotation, biological process: adenylate cyclase-activating G protein-coupled receptor signaling pathway; cAMP biosynthetic process; intracellular signal transduction. The coding region runs from base 642 to 4130 and encodes 1162 amino acids. The record is from RefSeq and is a predicted model, not a curated record. Gene Ontology annotation, cellular component: plasma membrane. Gene Ontology annotation, molecular function: adenylate cyclase activity. NCBI's taxonomy places the organism in Eukaryota, Metazoa, Chordata, Actinopteri, Siluriformes, Ariidae. The transcript has 23 exons.